Gossypium arboreum is the source of this 1830-nucleotide messenger RNA. Its product is annotated as heterogeneous nuclear ribonucleoprotein Q-like. Bases 220 to 1644 code for a protein of 474 amino acids. The transcript has 9 exons. NCBI's taxonomy places the organism in Eukaryota, Viridiplantae, Streptophyta, Magnoliopsida, Malvales, Malvaceae. Gene Ontology annotation, cellular component: nucleus. The record is from RefSeq and is a predicted model, not a curated record. Gene Ontology annotation, molecular function: mRNA binding.
CGAAAAUAACUGUAAAUAAGAUAAGGCCAUGUUUGGGGCGAAAACUCGAAUAUAAAGGCCCGCGAAAGUAAAGCGCCCGCCCCCUUUCUUUCUUUCUUAAAACUCAAAAUUAGGGUUUGCUUUAGCAAAAUCCCUCAGCAUUCUCUGCUAGAUUUCCCUCCUUUUCUUCAAAUUUUCCUGCUCGUUGCUUUGCAAGCUUGGUUUACUAGAUUACAUAAAAUGCCAAGGACAAGGGAAGAGAUUGAAGAGCAGGUGGACCUUGAUGGAGACAAUGAUCCUGAGGAGACUAUAGAGGAAGAGGUUGAAUAUGAAGAAAUAGAGGAAGAGGAGGAAGUGGAAGUUGAGGAAGAGGUAGAAGAGGAAGUGGAAGUAGAAGAAGAAGAGGACGAGGACGAGGAUGCUGAGCUUGUUGAUUUCCACAAAGGCUCUGAUGCUAAUGAGGGGAUGGAUGAUUUUGAAACAGAGGAAGAAAAGAAAAAGAAGCAUGCGGAGCUUCUUGCACUUCCUCCUCAUGGGUCAGAGGUUUACCUUGGUGGUAUUCCUCAUGAUGCUUCUGAUGAGGACUUGAGGAGAUUUUGUGAAUCUAUAGGAGAAGUCAUAGAGGUUAGGAUAAUGAAGGAGAAAGAUUCAGGGGAGGCCAAGGGUUAUGCUUUUGUGACCUUCAGAUCCAAAGAGUUGGCUUCCAAAGCUAUUGAAAAUCUGAACGGUUCUGAAUUCAAGGGGAAGAAGAUAAAAUGUUCAACAUCUCAAGCAAAGAAUAAGUUAUUUAUUGGUAAUGUUCCCAGAAACUGGGGGGAGGAAGAUGUGAAAAAGGUUGUAAAAGAUGUUGGUCCUGGAGUCAAUUGUAUUGAAUUGUUGAAGGAUCCAAUGAACCCUAGCCGAAACCGUGGAUUUGUUUUCAUAGAGUACUAUAACCAUGCAUGUGCUGAAUACUCAAGACAGAAAAUGAUGAAGCCAACAUUUAAGCUUGAUGAUAAUGCUCCAACCGUGAGUUGGGCGGACCCAAGAAGUGCAGAAUCUUUUUCCAAUACUCAGGUUAAGGCUUUGUAUGUUAAGAAUUUGCCAAAAGAUAUAACUCAGGAUCGCCUAAGGAAGCUGUUUGAACAUCAUGGAAAGAUCUUGAAAGUUGUAGUUCCACCUGCAAAAGUUGGAAAGGAGAACAGCAGAUAUGGUUUUGUGCAUUUUGCGGAGAGGUCAAGUGCCAUGAAAGCAUUGAAGAACACUGAAAAAUAUGAGAUUGGUGGUCACGUAUUGGAGUGCUCUCUUGCAAAACCACAAGCGGAUCAGAAGUCUGGAGCAUCUGGCUCCCAGAAGUCAUCUCUAGAUUCAAGCUUCCCACCUCUUCUCGGAUAUGGUUUAGUUGGGGGAGCAUAUGGUGGUCUUGGGGCAGGAUUUGGUCCUGCUGGCUUUGGACAGCCAUUGAUCUACGGUCAAGGUCCAACCCCUGCAGGAAUGGCAAUGAUGCCAAUGCUUUUACCUGAUGGAAGGAUUGGAUAUGUCUUGCAACAGCCUGGAGUGCAACCGCACACCCCUCCACCACAGCCCCAUAGCAGCCGAGGUGGUGCUAGUGGUAGCAGUUCGAGUGGUGGAAGGCGGAGCAGCAAUGACAGUAGCCGAGGACGGCGUAGGUAUAAUCCAUAUUAGUUUAGUUCCCAAUUUCAUGUUUAACAGAGUCUGAAACUUAGAACGAAUCUGCUUGAGUUGUAUUUGAGGCUAAGCAGUAAGGAUUACCCAAUUAGUUUCUGUUUUGACAUAAUUUGAUGGCAAAUGUAGCUGUAAAACCAUAACUGAUAUUUAUUUGAUGGCUGAUGCCAAUUCCAGUGAUCAAAA